Molecule: messenger RNA, 3366 nt
Organism: Acanthoscelides obtectus
Lineage: Eukaryota; Metazoa; Arthropoda; Insecta; Coleoptera; Chrysomelidae
Source: the annotation of a GenBank genome assembly
AAGGCUAAUGUACAGAGACAUCUAUGAUGUGUGAAAUAUGUCUAAUCGGUGCGUAGAAUUACCAAUGUUGCAAGCGUGUAAAUGUACCAGCACCAAAAAAAUUAGCUAAACUCUUACAACUCCGACCCCCAAGUUUUUAACCACUAAGAUUUUAUUCAAAAAUUAUCAGGAUCUUCUGGAACGUCAAAAAACGAACUUUAACCGAUAUUUUCUCUGCCGCCACUGGUCCGAUUUUAAAAAACUACAAAGCUUUUGCUUCCUUGGCAUAGUAGUGACAUUGUAAAAGCUAUAGGCGGUUAUAAAAUUAACGGACAGACAGGCCAACGGAAAUGAGUGACAUGGUUUUUCGUACAUGGGGAAGUAAAAACAGCCACUUUCACAUCAUGUAUUAGGUAAUCCACGAAAUAACAUACCUUAUUUAAAACAAUAAGAAACCAUCCAUUAACAUCUGAAAUGAAUCACAUAUUAGCUCUUCUGAUCAUAAUUCUUUCUGUCUAACUCUAUGAUUUUUUCAGCAACAUGAUAGUCUAAUCGAAGGCUGUAUAAACUUUGAUGAAGCGGCCAACUUCAAAUCGGAUAUGCCAGACUUCCAUUACACAGAUCCGGACUCGUUGGCAUUUCUACCUUAUUCCAGUGGCACAACUGGAUUGCCGAAAGGAGUCCAAUUAAUCCAUAGAAACAUUGUCGCGAAUCUGUGUCAGUCUUCCCAUCCUUCUUCAAACCUCAUAGAAACUGCUACUGAUUCCUAUCAAGAAGUCAUUCCAGUUGUUCUUCCUAUGUUCCACAUAUAUGGUUUUUCGGUAUGCAUGAUGUACACAGGAACCAAGGGGUCAAAACUGAUCACGUUACCCAAAUUUACACCGGAAUUGUAUAUAUCAGUUAUAAAGAAUAAUCCAGUUACUUCGGCAUUUGUAGCACCUCCACUAGUAUUGUUUCUGACCCACCAUUCUGACGUUAAACCGGAAUAUUUUAAACAUCUGCGGAGGGUCGUAUCAGGAGCUGCACCUUUAGGUCAGUUAGACGAAGACAAAUUCAAAGAGAAAUUCGGCAGUCAUAUCCAGGUCAAGCAAGGUUAUGGCUUAACCGAAACCUCUCCAGUAGUGUGCUUCUUCCCGAACGAGAUCAAAACGAAGACCAACAUCGGCGGUUCUGUCGGGAAGCCAAUUCCCGCCACCAUACUGAAAGUGAUAAAUCCGAAUGAUCCUAAAGCUACUCCUUUGGGAGUUAAUGAAACGGGUGAAAUACUGGUGAAAGGUCCACAAGUGAUGAAGGGAUACCACAACAGACCAGAGGAAACAGCAAACGUGUUCUUGGACGGCUGGUUGAGAACAGGAGAUAUCGGAUAUUACAACGAAGAUGGUUUCGUUUUUAUUUCCGAUAGACUGAAGGAACUGAUCAAGGUGAAAGGCUACCAAGUACCUCCCGCAGAACUAGAAGAAAUAAUCCGUGACAUCCCUGAGGUAGAAGAUGCAGCAGUCAUAGGAAUCCCACACCCCACUGACGGGGAGGUACCUCGGGCCUACGUGGUACCCAAGAAGGGCAAAACCGUCGAUCCUGAAGCAGUAAAAAGCUAUGUUGCUGGCAAGGUGGCGAAGUACAAACAACUAAAGGGCGGUGUUUCUGUAGUAGGGGAGAUUCCCAAGAAUCCUACAGGAAAGAUACUUAGACGGAAACUUAAGACUAUUUGGGAGGAUACAGGAUGUUGAUUGCUUCUAAUAGUUUUCCACUGGUAUGCGCUGAUGCAUUUCCGCACUUGUGAUUCUUGCAACGCUGGUAUCGCUGUAGGUACGAUGUCACGAAAAUUAGGAAGAAAAGCAGUACAGUAGUCAAUUCUCUGACAUCUUAUACGAUUAAUGUAUUUGUCCUACUGAUCAUAAAUCUGAUCUCACGCUUUCUGUUACAAUCGAGAUUUUGAGAGAGAAGCACCAUGCAAAAGUUAGAUAAGUAGUCCAAAUUAGUAAACAUUGUGAUGGUAUGACUCAAUGUCUCACCGCCCAUUGCAAUAUUUCUUCGUGCGUGAGAAACACACUUAAUACGAAAUACUUUGCAAUGGAACAGGAUGACAGAGUAAAUUGAGCCCAGCACGACACUGUGAUAAGAAAGGGAGUAAAUAGUGCAAAAAUGCAUACCUGUGGAAAACGUUAUAAAUAACAUUCUCGGUCGGUCUAAAUGGCCCCAUGCAAUGUUACUCCAUUUUAGAUUCCAUCCAUGUGGGCUCCAUUACAAUUUUGAACUGAUUCAAUAUUAAUUUGGUCACCCACUAUGCCCCAAGCGAUUUUGAGGGGAUAUAGAUAUUUUUACGGUUUUUCUUUUUGGCGGGUCACAGUAAAACUACAGGAAUUACUUUCAUCCAUCUCCCUCAAGCAUACCUGUAAUGGGCCUCUAUGCGCGGACGUGAGUUUGUGUAAACUCAGACAUACGGUUUUUUAGUUUUGUCCUACCACCAUGAACAGUUUCUCAUUAACGUUUAUGAACCUUUCACAUUUAUACUUUGGUAUGACAACUUGCUUGACAUGGGCGUUUGAUUUGGGUAUGCCGAAAUGUUGAUCUUCGAUAGAAAAAACUAAAGGUACAAUGUCGACAGUCUGAAUUAGAGGUAUUCGCAGAAAGUAAGUGAAACUAACUGUCCUCUAUGACCCAAUUCAUUUGCGUGUACAGGAGCAAGUAGCAGCUGUAGUGUGGAUCGGCUUGUGCAAUGUGCAAUUUUCCUGAGUGAAGUCAAUCCGUUUAUUUAUUUCAUAUGACAUUGUGACGUAACUGUCAAAAACCAUAACAACUAUACGUUCGUAGAUAGAGUUCUUACUAACAACGAAUUUCUGACAGCCCCAAACCGUCAUUCACACUAUUACCAGAUCAGUUCAACUUGUAACUAGGUAACAUAAUGUCAUCAACUUGUUUGUAUGAUUGUGUCUGACAGUCUGAUAGUCAGAAAUUCCUUGUUGGGAAAAACUGAUAUUUUUUUAAGACUGCUUGAAAUUUGACAUGGAGCGAUCGUGAAUGUGGUUUUGUAAUGGAUUUGAAGGUUAAGGAUCUGGGGCGUGUACUUAGAUGACUCUACCUAUAUGUAUAUAUUAUGAAGUGUGAUGUUUGUUAUAUGGUGAAAUAUUUAUAUUAUAAAUGAUGUUUUUAUUAAUAAACAAUUGUAAGAACCUGAUAACCCUUAUAUAACGCGUUCAAUCGACAGCACAGAGUACUUCUAUAAUCUGUAUCGGAAGUAAGAACUUUUAAUUCAGCCUGGAUAGGGUAGGGUCCCCGAUAGCCCGAAAUAUUCAUUAAAUAUUCAAUAUUUGAUAAUAGUUUUAUCUUACUUAAAUAUUUGUUUUCUUUAAUAAAUAUUUGUAAUAUAAUAUUUUUUUUAAAUAUUUA